This is a messenger RNA of Esox lucius (northern pike), 1278 nucleotides long. Its product is annotated as ADP-ribosylation factor-like protein 3. Gene Ontology annotation, biological process: cilium assembly. Gene Ontology annotation, cellular component: cytoplasm; microtubule cytoskeleton. Gene Ontology annotation, molecular function: GTPase activity; GTP binding. NCBI's taxonomy places the organism in Eukaryota, Metazoa, Chordata, Actinopteri, Esociformes, Esocidae. The record is from RefSeq and is a predicted model, not a curated record. The transcript is spliced from 7 exons. The coding region runs from base 253 to 801 and encodes 182 amino acids.
UUGACUUGGGCCGGAACAGUCCGGAACGGCAUACCGGUACUUCAAAAAAUACACACCGGAAAAAAACACUUCCCGGUUCGUUGUUUAUGUUUGACGUCACGGCUACCAUAGCUACGGAGAGCUUCAGUUCAUUUAAAGUAGUUAACACCUUUUCAAAUAAUUGUUAGGUAGCUACGGUGAAAUAAUACACAUAUGCUGCUGGUUUGCUAGCAAGAUAAUCCACUCAGCCUGCAUACUAGCCACCGGCAAAUCAUGGGUUUGCUGUCGAUUCUGCGAAGAUUGAAGCACUCUCCAGAACAGGAAGUGCAGUUGCUGUUACUGGGGCUUGACAAUGCUGGCAAGACCACCCUGCUGAAACAGCUGGCCUCAGAAGAUGUCAGACACAUCACCCCUACUCAGGGAUUUAACAUAAAAAGUAUGCAGUCCCAGGGGUUUAAACUAAAUGUUUGGGACAUCGGAGGGCAACGCAAGAUCCGUCCUUACUGGAGGAACUACUUUGAGAACACAGAUGUUCUAAUUUAUGUGAUUGACUGUUCAGAUAGGAAACGCUUCGAAGAAACGGGUCAGGAGUUAGCUGAGUUGAUGGAAGAUGAGAAGUUAAGCAUGGUGCCACUGUUGAUAUUUGCCAACAAGCAGGACGUGAUGACAGCUGCCCCUGCAUCAGAGCUGGCUGAGGGCCUUAAACUGCACACCAUCAGAGACCGGGUUUGGCAAAUCCAGGCCUGCUCGGCAGUCACAGCAGAGGGAGUACAAGAUGGCAUGACGUGGGUUUGCAAGAACAUAGCAGUUCGUAAGAAGUGACGCCAUUCUUAUUCACGAAAACACAGACGAGAUGCCUGCAUUGGAGCUUGGAACAUUAUGCACUUUUUCAAAAGAAGAAAUAAAACAUUACUUUUAAAGAAGAAAUAAACACUACUUGGUAUGUGGGUGCCCACAUGUGUGUAAUGAAACUGGAGCAGAUGAAUAUUCAGUAAAUAUGUUAGAAUACAUUGCCUGUGCUUCUCCUAGAGAAGAACUAGAGGGCACCAUUUCUCUUCUGUUGAUCUAAUUUUAAAGGACAUCGUUUUGCUAACAGGACUCAAAGAUCCUCUCUCCUUGUAUACCAUUUGUACAGUCAUUCAACAGCAUACUCUGCUUCUUAACAAUAUAAAUUAUAACGUGUAUAUAAUGAGUUCAUGUCAUGGGCUUAAUCUAAUCUACAUUAUAUCACAGGCCUAAUCUAGAUUAUGUCAUUAUGUUAUUUUAAGGUGUAAAAUAAAGGCACUAUUCAGUAUCAUC